AGGAUCGUCGUCAUGGCUGCCGAUUCGGACGUGCUCCAUUUCCGGUUUGAGCAGCAGGGCGACGCCGUGCUGCAGAAGAUGAACCUGCUGCGGCAGCAGAACCUCUUCUGCGACGUCUCCGUCUACAUCAACGACACGGAGUUCCACGGGCACAAAGUGAUCUUCGCCGCCUGCUCCACCUUCAUGAGGGACCAGUUCCUGCUCACUCAGUCCCAGCACGUCCGGAUUACCAUUUUGCAGAGCGCCGAAGUCGGCCGGAAGCUGCUGCUCUCGUGCUACACGGGGGCUCUGGAAGUGAAGAAGAAGGAGCUUCUGAAAUACCUCACGGCGGCCAGUUACCUGCAGAUGGUGCACAUCGUGGAGAAGUGCACGGAGGCCCUUUCCAGGUACCUUGAAAUCGAUGCUUCGGUCGAAGGCAGCGGCAGGUGUGCCGAGAAAUGCCACUCCUCUGACAUGGACCUGGGCAGCAGAGACAGCUACCUGGGUAAAGACUGCGAAAUCAUAGAGAUAUCGGCAGACAGCCCGGUGAGCGUAGACGAGCACAUAAAACAGGAGAAAGGGGACAUUCAGCCAGCGUCCCUGCAGGGCUUAAUGUCAGACAGGAAGGAGGCCAGUAGCCUGGAGAUAUCCACCGUGGAGAUCGGCUACAAGGACGAUGAAAUCUGCAUUUUCCAGAUGGAUUCCAUCAACGUCCACAGCGUGGACGAUGAGCCGUUUCCGCAGCCUUGCACCUCCUCGAAAACCAGCCUGUACUUCCCUGAAACCCAGCACUCCUUGAUCAACUCCACUAUGGAGAGCAGGGCGAGCGAGGUGGCCCAGUUCCAGGGCUUUGCCGGCGAGGAUCCGGAAGUCUUCCCGAACUCUGAGGGUGCGGGCUACCCCUGGCGGCACCAGUGCCCCAAAUGCCCCCGAGGCUUCCUCCACUUGGAAAACUACCUCCGCCACUUAAAGAUGCACAAGCUGUUCCUGUGUUUGCAGUGCGGGAAAACAUUCACCCAGAAGAAGAACUUGAACCGGCAUAUCCGUGGCCACAUGGGCAUCCGUCCCUUCCAAUGCAUGGUGUGCCUGAAGACCUUCACCGCCAAGAGCACGCUUCAAGACCACCUCAACAUCCACAGCGGGGACAGGCCUUACAAGUGCCACUGUUGUGACAUGGACUUCAAGCACAAGUCUGCCCUCAAGAAACACCUGACCUCCGUCCACGGAAGGGCCGGCGUGGACAAACCCGGCUUGGAUGCCAUCACGGAGGUCAGAAUAGACUAUGAAUAGAUGUUGUUUGGGAAGGGGAAUUUCUUCUUUUUUUUUUUUAAAGGGCCCGAUUUGUUGCAGGAGCAUCAAGAUUUCCCCUCGCUUUCUCCACUCGCAGGCUCCAAAUCCUGCAUGUAAAUAUACCCCCCCACAUCUAUCGAUGUUCCUGCAGGCUUUUGAAGAACUGCCGUUCUCCCCAUGAUAUUAAAGCAGCCAAGAAAGGUUGAACAAAAAGUGGUGCUUUAACUGUUGUUAUUUACAUAUUUAUAUGUUAUAUAUGAUGUAAAGAGUCUUUUCAGCCUUUGUUUUGCAACACACCCAGAAUUUUGUAACGUGCUUUCAACACAAACGUUGGUUACAUUUCGGUUUUGGAGGCCUUAACCAGAGCAUCUGGGUUGUUGUUGUUUUUUGGUGAAAACGUGCAACUUUGUCAUGUUUGCAAUAAACUGCAUCAUGGCUAAGGAUUGAUGCACAAUCAAGGCAACGUCCUUAUUAUUUUUCUUUUAACAAAGACUGGACAUGUCUUAAAAGCACUGUUGUUGGUCUACUCUUGUUUGGCAAGCUUCACAAGAAUGAAACGUAGAUUCCAUUUUCAUCGCUUCAGUCUGAAAUUCAAAUGUUAUUGUUCGUGGUCCCUGCAGGUUACAAAGUACAAUAUUUUUCUUCUUUUCUGGAAAGGUUAGAAACAUACCAUCGUCUUCAUCCAGGCAAUUCUGUGUCUUGAAGCAGUUAUAAAUGUAUACAUUUUUGUGAUAAUGCAAACAAGCUAGAUAUCUCCCAGGAAGAAUGGAUCAACUGCAGUUACAAGGGUACUCAUUUUCAAGGAAAAACAAAAAACAAAACCCUGAGAUGUAAAAUAUUAAUUGUGGAGGUGGGGUCAUUGAUUGCAUGCUUUUCCUGAAAUGCCAGUGGCAGUGGCAUAAAUGAUCAAAGAACUCAAUCCUGUCAGGUUGCUGAUAUUUUGAGAAGGUUGUUUAUAAUGUUAUGACCUCUUAUCCUUGGCUUUUUGUAAAUGUGUGUCUGCUUUUUAGUGUGCUUUCGUGUUAACAGGAGGUCCUGUUUGAUUGGUAUGCUCCCAAUGGUGUAAAAGACUCUUUCUUUGACUCCAGGUGUGUUUGUAAGCAAAUUGUGUAUGUAACACGGGUGGAGCUGCCCAGUUUUGAGAAAAAGCAUCCAUUGGCCAGACAGCUCCAGUUAUGACGUUGAGAGCUUUGAUAAUCUUGUGGCUGCUUUGUGUAGGCAUGUAUGCCAAAUUUUCCGUUUGAUUUGUAACGGGAAUAAAGUUUGCUUCUGGCUGACAGGA
This is a messenger RNA of Notechis scutatus (mainland tiger snake), 2551 nucleotides long. Lineage: Eukaryota; Metazoa; Chordata; Lepidosauria; Squamata; Elapidae. The record is from RefSeq and is a predicted model, not a curated record.